AUGGAGGGGCAAUUCCGCCGGCCCAAAUGGUGUUCCGCUCCUCGGAGCCCUGAGAGACACAAGAGUCAGCUGCGUGCAUUGGGCAACGAGGAUGAACGCAGCUGGGAGGUUCUAGACAAGUCGGUCUACACGGUUGGUCGCCACGAAACAGCUGAUUUCCAGCUGCAGGGCGAGUUGGUUUCCAGAAUACAUGCCGCGGUGCUUCAGGACGUGGAAGGUGAGCGAUACUUGGUGGAUUUGAAGAGUACUCAUGGCACCUUCCUGGAGUCCAAGCGCCUCAAAGCUCACGAGCCGGUGAAGUGGCCAGAAGGGCAAAUGGCUUCUUUCGGCUUUGGCCCAAAGGCUGUCUUCAUGGUGCUGGGCUCAAUGGGCGAAGUGGCUCCGCCGGCCAAGCGACCGAAGACUGAGCCGCAGGUGAUCGAUGACCCAAUGGCCUCACUCUAUGGAGAUCUCCCAGAAGCCAGCAUCGUCAACACAGCGCCAAAGGUAGCCGAAACGAAAGUGCAACCUUUGCCAACGCCCACGAAAGACCCCACCAGAGUGAUCUUUUUGGACAUUGAUGGAGUUCUCAGACCUUUGCACAGCAGGCAAGACGCUUUUCAGAACACGCGGACCAUCGAGAUCAACGGAGCCCGGGUGCCAUUGCUGGGAAGCUCCGAAGCCAAAGCAGGCGUGGACUUCUGGCCCAGCGCCAUGCGAGCUCUCAGGUUCAUUGUCCAAAAGACCGAGGCUCGAAUUGUGUUAUCCUCCGAUUGGCGGAAGCAGGAGGUUUUGAAGGAAGGCAUCCAAAGUGCCUUUGAGGAGCACGGAAUCCCAGAUUUGUAUAGCUCAACCCCAGAUUUGGACCAGGCAACUCCGGGCGUGAUCAAGACGCUUCACAGCUCUUUUCGAGAAAAGCGCUGUAAGGAGAUCAGGAAAUGGCUCAAGGCAAAUCCAAAGAUCACCCACUUUUGUGCCGUUGACGAUGUGGAUUUGAGCAUGCCCGACAAGGCUUCGUUGAAAUCACAGGAUUCGGAUGUUUUCUUGGAUCCUGACAAGGAGUUUGUCAAGACGAACCCCGUGGUGGGACUCACCAUGGAGAUUUCCAAGUUGGUGAUCUGCUACCUCAACGGCACAGAGCCCUCGGAGGAGAUCCUCAGCGCGGUCUUCGGUGAACCCACGGGGAUCAUUACAAAAGCUUAG
Durusdinium trenchii is the source of this 1182-nucleotide messenger RNA. NCBI's taxonomy places the organism in Eukaryota, Dinophyceae, Suessiales, Symbiodiniaceae. The record is from the annotation of a GenBank genome assembly.